GCGGUGUCUCGUAUGCUGAGCAGUAGCAGUUUAGGUUUCACCACGCUGCGCAAGUGAACAGUUCCCCGGUGGCCAAACACCGUGUGAUAGUAGCGCCCGGCGGGGGACCUUUACACACACCGUUGUAACACACCGUUGUACUAACAUGGCGGACUCAAUACCGGAACAAUACCGGUAGAAGGUGUGUCGGCCAGGAGGAGGCAAACGGGCUACAGCCACACUUCGAAGGCAGCUAAAUCAGCUGGUUAGUGAAGAAGGGGUGCCACUAACCUCACCCAACCGUCGGACGGCUCUCGGAUUCACCCUCUUCACCCCGAAACUCUCCCAACGAUGAGCGGCGGCGGCGGGACGAAAGACUCGUUCGACGAGCAGCUCGUCGACGAAAGCUCCCAGUAUAUGCUGGACGAUUUGCAACUGGCCGCCGAACUGGGGAAGACGCUGCUCGAACGCAACAAGGAGCUGGAGGCAACACUCAAGUACCAUCAGAGCGUCAUCGAGGACCAAGUGCAGGAAAUAGAAUACCUAACGAAACAGAAUGGCGCGCUGCGCGAAGUGAACGAUUCACGUAUGAAAAUUUACGAACAGCUGGAAGUGAGCAUCCAGGACCUGGAGCGCGACAAGUACAAGCUAGCGCUAGAGUACCAGGCGGAAAAGAAGCACGUUAAACAAUUAUGCUGCAAUAUCGAGAGCCUGGAAACCAAAGUGGAGGAGCUGACCAGGACGCUCGAGGAGGUACGCAGGCAGGCACAGGCAGAGCGGCGCAGCAAAACCGAACGAUCGGCCACCCUGUCGCCGGACGCAAACGCGCCGGUCCAGUGGGAUGUGGAGCUAAAUGCCAAACGCAGCGGGUCCGUCGCCAGUCGGAACAGCGACACAGAACAGACGGCCAACGUGGCGGGUCACCGGAUGCCCACGGUGGAGCCUUCCGGUCCGUAUUUGCCAUCCGCCGAUUCCGCCGUCAGUGGGCCAGGGAGCGGGAUUGACGAGGGCGCGGAAGUGCGAGCUGACCGAGGACACAUCGAGCUAGACGAGCUGCAGCGCGGCAGCGAUGAGGUGGACGAUGAGGUGAUCCGCAUGAUACAGGCGCUCGAGCGAACGCAGAAAAGCUUUAUGCUCGAGCAGAGCAAAGUGGUCGAGCUGGAGGAGCAGCUGGCAGCCAUCGCCCAGGAGAACCAAGCGCUCCAAAAGAAGCUGAUGCAGGUGCACCCGACCGAGGAGAUGAUAUCCGUGCAUCACGAGCUGUCGGUUUUGGACGAGGUUAUGCAAGGGCAAAUGUGCACGAGGUGUUUGCGGGGCUUCGAGGAUCGUCCGGAUGGGGACUCAAUCAUCACCGGCACCGAAGACGAUGACCGCAGCCUAAUCGACCUCAUCGAGAUCUCCGACGUGCCACGGAUGUACCGGUCGUCGAUAAACAUUCAGCUCGCACCGACGAAACCGGACAGCCUGGACCUGUCGGGAGGCGCCAGUGCCGCCGCCAACCCGUACCGGGAGCUCGUGGAAAAGUACGAAGCACUGCUCGAGGUGCACCGACAGCCGGCUCCGGCGGUACGCAAGACUGCCACCGGUUCCGGCAACAACACGCCCGUCGACAGCUGCCAACCACAGGAGUUACCAAACGGUGGCGGUGGUGGCGCCAGCAGGGGAUCCUUUGCCGAUCCUCCGCGCUACUUGAUCGAGAUCAAUCCACCGCUGAUGGGCGAUUCGGCGUACCACAGUCGGCGACGACCAUCGGACGAGCAGCGGCCGCCAACGGCCGCCGCCGUCACUGGCGCCGCCGUCGCCACCGUACCCGCGAAAGGCGCCCCUCAGUCGGAGUACUCGGAGACGGAGACCGCUAGCUCGGGCUACUCGGACGAGGUAAGCAACAAGGCCACGCAGACGGACGAGAGCCCGCGCAACUUCCUGUGCACGAUCGCGGACGGUAAGGAUUGGCGGUUCAGCAUCUACGAGGACCAGAGCGCGAUCGACUCGCGGUUCCGCUUCAGCCCCGCUCACCGCGAACUGUUCCGGGAGAUUUUCAGCGUGCUGAAGCGCGCCGCUGAGAACCGGGACGAGGGCGAUCAGCUGCCCCUGCUCGACGAUACCAAGCCGCCGGCCCCAUCGGUGCCAGUGCCGGUGCCGCCGAUGGUCGGGCUGACGGCGUCCCGGGUGCCACCGGUUACGCCGGCCAACGAGGAGCCACCGAGCGAGUUCGGGGACGGGGACGAUACCGCCAGCUUCAUCACCACUACGUCGUCCGCCGUCAGCGAACAGUCGUUCGCCAUGUCCGAGUGUAUCACCAAAUCCGAGCGCCGCAAAAUGGCGCGCCAGCAGCACCAAUCGUCGGCCACCCUGACUACCGGUGCGGCAGGCCAAGCAGACGGGGACGGAGCAAGCGCAGUCGGCCAGCAGGCCGGCACGCCAGGCAUACUGCCGCUCCCGCUCGAAUACCUCUCGGUGGCGGUGGGUGUAAGUAAGCGCCGCUCUCGUCGCCGACGCAGCCAUCGCACCCCACCCGGUGCCGACGCAAGCGGCCAACAGGUGGCGGCGCCACCGGCGGCCUCUAUCGCACCGCAAACCACACCCCGCAGCCACGGGCGGAAGAACCGGUACCGGCCGUGGAACCCGGACAAGGAUGGCGGUGGCCCACCGAUAUCGGUGGGUGUGGGCGUUCCGGCUUCCGGCCGGCGGACGACCACCAAAUGGGACGGCAGUACGAUGACGAUCUACAACCGUUGCCUCAAAUCGCCAUCCCUCUCGCCAUCGGCAGCGGCGGCGGCGGCGGCGGUGGCCACCUCCUCCACCCCGGCGACUGAACGCAGCCACAAACCCCAGCCAGCGGCCAGCAGCAGGGCAGCCAGCUACGCAGGCAACCGCUACGCCGAGCUGGCCGGCGGCGAGGACGACGGCAGCGAGAUCGUCCAGUUCACGCCGUCGACCGCAUCCCAGCACCUGCACAAUCUACAGAAGCUCGAUCUGUCCUACGCGGAGGUGCUGCGCCGUGCCGACACCUGCCAUCCGUAUAAUGUCUCCCGACGUCGCCACCAGCAGCAGCAGCAGCAGCAACCGCAGCAGCCACAAUAGCACUAGAGGCUCUUCUCCUUUCUCUUUUAUCAC
Molecule: messenger RNA, 3096 nt
Organism: Anopheles cruzii
Lineage: Eukaryota; Metazoa; Arthropoda; Insecta; Diptera; Culicidae
Gene: centrocortin
Exons: 8
Coding region: 331-3063 (910 amino acids)
Source: RefSeq, a predicted model, not a curated record